CUCUUACAAUUAAGCAAAGAUCUCAAGGGUCCGUUCUGCACAACAAAGGCACAAACUGAAAUGCAAAGUGCAGAAGGUUUCUCUCUGCAAAGUGUUUGCGUUGACUGAAGAAUACUGAACACGUUGUCAGAAAAACGGUGAAAGUAGUUGGUCUAUCUAUAAAGAUUAUAGUUUCUAUGAUCAUUGGUAAAUCCGAAUGCGUUGUUUAUGACGUUCUGGCGUGGUGACAGUUGCGAAAACCUUUUAGUGAGCUAAAUUUCGACGAUAUUUUCUGUUAUACCAGUUGGAUCGAUUAAUUUAUUCUGUUACGACGAUUGGCGGGGAAAAAUGAGUUUCCCAGACAACCAGGACGACAUGUCAAAAGACGAGUGGGUUGCCAAACUCGAGGAUGGGUCCCACAUACAACGUGUUUCCAUGAAUAACCUAAUAAUGAAUUACCUUGUCACAGAAGGCUUCAAAGAAGCAGCGGAAAAGUUUCAACAAGAAUCUGGAGUCGGGCCGACGGUUGAACUAAAUUCUUUGGAUGAUAGAAUUCGUAUUAGAGAUGCUAUCCAAAAUGGCCGAAUUCAAGAAGCCACUGAUCUGGUCAAUCAGCUACAUCCAGAGCUUCUGGAUAAUGACAGAUAUCUUUAUUUCCACCUGCAGCAACUUCACCUUAUAGAAUUGAUACGUACUGGCCGAAUCGAAGAGGCUCUCCAGUUUGCUCAAGAACAGUUGAGCGAAGCUGGGGAAUCUGAUGACAAUAUAUUAAGUGAGCUGGAACGUACCUUGGCUUUGCUAGCAUUCGAUGAACCACACAAAAGUCCCUUCAGUGAUCUUCUGCACCCAACGCACAGACAGAAGUAUAUGUUGCAGAUUGCAAGCGAGCUGAAUGCCGCCAUCUUAAAAAUGGAACACCGCGAGACUACCAGCCCUAGACUAAAUAAUUUAUUAAAAAUGAUACUUUGGGCUCAGGAUGAGCUGGAUACCAAGAAAGUGAAGUAUCCCAAAAUGACAGAUUUGGGUAGUGCCACAAUCGAAAAUCCAAAGUAGUAUUAAUUAAGUAAAAUGAUGUUAUAAGAGAUGUCAGAAUUCAGAAAUUUAUUUAUAGGAAUAUCCUUGGUAAUGUGAUUAAAUUAAGUCUUAAAAUAAAUGUUUAUCUUGUA
Messenger RNA from Neodiprion virginianus, 1145 nucleotides. RefSeq names its product glucose-induced degradation protein 8 homolog (gene Hou). The record is from RefSeq and is a predicted model, not a curated record. Gene Ontology annotation, biological process: proteasome-mediated ubiquitin-dependent protein catabolic process. NCBI's taxonomy places the organism in Eukaryota, Metazoa, Arthropoda, Insecta, Hymenoptera, Diprionidae. Gene Ontology annotation, molecular function: protein binding. Gene Ontology annotation, cellular component: cytoplasm; nucleus. The coding region runs from base 328 to 1032 and encodes 234 amino acids. The transcript has 4 exons.